Aedes albopictus (Asian tiger mosquito) is the source of this 1212-nucleotide messenger RNA. RefSeq lists its product as uncharacterized. The record is from RefSeq and is a predicted model, not a curated record. NCBI's taxonomy places the organism in Eukaryota, Metazoa, Arthropoda, Insecta, Diptera, Culicidae. The transcript is spliced from 2 exons. Bases 1 to 1212 code for a protein of 403 amino acids.
AUGGAUGCCCAGCACCAAACAGCCACCCCGCCACCACGACCUGGAUACAGUUGCGUUGCCUGUAAGCGCCCGGAUUCGGCCGAUAAUAUCGUAGCCUGCGAUACAUGCAGUCUUUGGUGGCAUUACACAUGCGCCGGUGUCACCGAUUCGGUAAGAGACCAGGAGUGGACAUGUAGGAGAUGCCUUCCAGCUCCCAAGGUACCACAGUCGGUACGAUCCACUACGUCGAGUCGCAGAGCCAUCCUCCAAAUGAAACGGCUGGCUGAGCAGCAAGAACUAGAGAGAAAGCAGCUGGAAUUGGAGAGGAAACAGUUGGAACUUCAGAAGAAGCACUCGCAGGAGAAAUUCGAUCUGGAAGAGACGUUAGCGGAAGAGGAAGACAAUCGUAGUGUCAGAAGCCGCGUGAUCGAGAUUGAGUCUCGAGAGAAGCAGGUAUCCACAUGGAUUGAUCAGCAUACCCCCGCAACCAACCAACCGGUCGUCCCAGCUUCGCAUGUAGCAGCGCUUACUGAGCUUCCACAGCCGAUGCAGCCGCUGAUCAACAAUCUACCGGAUGAGGAACAAGGAGCUGUAGGAGGAUAUGACUGUUUGAGACAUCCAGACCCCCAGAAAGCUACCACGCCCACCGAUGGAGUGACGAUCGAGCGAGCUGUGCAAUCAGGUUUUCAACGACUGCAGCAGCAGCUGGCACAGUGCCAACAACAGCCAGAACCGACACUUGCACAGAUUCAAGAUCUGGAGGCACAAUUGCAGAGAUUUCGGAUUCAACUACAGCAGCGAAACCAGUCAACUUCUCUCAAGCUACCUGUGCCAAGCACGAGUAAAGGUGCGAUUCCCAAAGCGCAAUGUAUAACGCAGACGAACAGGACGCGAGAACCAGUUGAGAAGCAGACAGAUCCUCUUGUAGAUCAGCACGGCAGAGACACUGUUCCUCUAGCUAAAUCGGUUCCGAUGGCAGCUCCAUUAGAGCAAUCGCGACAGGUAAUAUUCUCGAAUCGUUCUGCCAGCAAUCUGAUUUCAAACGAGCAACCGCGUUCCCAUCAAGCGCGAUCGGAUCUUCUUCCACAUGAAACAGAUUCAUACGAGCAGCCGCGUACGCUUCACGCGCCCUCGAACAUUCUUCCUCCAGGAUCGGAUCCAUUCAGACAGCAGCACUCGGCGCAGUUCAACUACUACGAUGCUCCAGGCAAUUCGAGCUGUAGGUGGAGCUAA